Vigna unguiculata (cowpea) is the source of this 1401-nucleotide messenger RNA. RefSeq names its product phosphoglycerate mutase-like protein 1. NCBI's taxonomy places the organism in Eukaryota, Viridiplantae, Streptophyta, Magnoliopsida, Fabales, Fabaceae. Gene Ontology annotation, cellular component: cytoplasm. Gene Ontology annotation, molecular function: phosphatase activity. The record is from RefSeq and is a predicted model, not a curated record.
AAGCUGUCACAAAAAAUGAAAGAAGUUAUUAAAAUAAUAAAAGAAAAGAAAGUAAGAUUUUGCACUUCGUCUUCCUACUCACUCGUCAAACUCUUCACGCUUCCUCUGCUUUUCGUUUCUGGCUUGCAGUUGAAACACUCUCUUCUCGCAUCACGUGAUUCUUCUUCUGGUAUGGAUAAUGCUGCAGGUCAAAUUCUCUAUCCUUUGCACCGAUGCAAAACUGUUCACCUGGUUAGACAUGCUCAGGGAGUUCAUAAUGUUGCAGGAGAGAAGAACCAUGAUGAAUACAUGUCUUACGAUUAUUUUGAUGCACACCUAACCCCUCUCGGUUGGAACCAGGUUGAUAAUCUGCGAAAACAUGUAAAGGCAACUGGACUUUCGAAAACUGUCGAACUUGUUGUGGUUUCCCCAUUGUUAAGGACCAUGCAAACAGCAGUUGGAGUCUUUGGUGGUGAAGUAUACACUGAUGGGAUUAGUGAACAACCUCUUAUGGUGGAAAAUGUCGGACAGAGUGAUCAUCUUGCAGUUUCUAGUCUGAACUGCCCUCCAUUUAUAGCGGUGGAGCUUUGCCGAGAGCAAAUAGGAGUUCAUCCUUGUGAUAAGAGAAGAGCCAUCAGCGAGUACCGGAAUAUGUUUCCAGCAAUUGAUUUUUCACUUAUUGAGAGUGAGGAAGACAUUUUGUGGAAACCCGACGUCAGAGAGAAGGUAGAAGCAGUUUCGGCUAGGGGCCUGAAGUUUUUGGAAUGGUUGUGGACACGUAACGAGAAGGAGAUAGCAGUUGUUACCCACAGCAGUUUUCUGUUUAAUACCCUUCGUGCUUUUGGAAAAGAUUGUCACCCGAAUAUAAAGAGUGAAAUAUGCAAACACUUUACAAAUUGUGAGCUGCGUUCAAUGGUCAUCAUUGAUAGAGGUAUGAUUGGAUCAAGUGAAUCAACUACUAACUAUCCUGGCAAGAUUCCUCGUGGCCCUGAUGUUCCCAGUGAAGCUGCAGACUAGAAACAUUCUGGGAUUAGGCGGAACAAACCUAGCUCCUAUUUGUCAUCAUUAGUCCUCUACUGGAAUUUUCAUUAGUAUAAUAUGAUUCCUUCUUACUUGCAUUUACUAGCAAGGAUUCAAUUUUUUGUUUCACCGGAACAAACUCAAUCAUAGGAUCAUUUUCAAAAUUCCUUUUUCGGGGCAUUGUUAUUGUUUUGUUUUUAAUGUACGAAUCAAGUGACAUUAUUCAAGGGAUUGAUUGCUAGAUUCUUAGAUGACUAAGAUGAAGGUAUUAACUUGGUUUAGUAUUAUGGAACAUAAGAAAGUAUGUGUAUCCUUAUUUGUAUGAACAAGACGUGCAGAUUAUUUGUGUGUACACUUGAUCAUAUUUGAGAGUUAUAACCAUUGUAUUCGAUGUUUAAUCAA